Molecule: messenger RNA, 237 nt
Organism: Aspergillus puulaauensis
Lineage: Eukaryota; Fungi; Ascomycota; Eurotiomycetes; Eurotiales; Aspergillaceae
Exons: 1
Coding region: 1-237 (78 amino acids)
Source: RefSeq, a predicted model, not a curated record
AUGGCUUCAGCACAGCCGGGGGAGCCCUCCAGACCGGAAACUGACUACGAACGAUGGCUGCGCGGACAGGACGAGAAAUACAGGCCCGGUGCUGAGCCGGUAUACGGACCAGGUGAUUCCGUUGGGGACAGCGGAUCCUCCAUGCACUACUCGAAGAUAUUCAGCAUAAUUCUGGCGGUGCUGCUUAUUACCCUGGCCGUCAAAGCGUUCCGAAAACGCCGCAACCGAGGUGUCUGA